This is a messenger RNA of Rotaria sp. Silwood2, 732 nucleotides long. NCBI's taxonomy places the organism in Eukaryota, Metazoa, Rotifera, Eurotatoria, Philodinida, Philodinidae. The record is from the annotation of a GenBank genome assembly.
AUGUUGAAUAAAAAUUCUCCUGAACGUCAUGCACAUUCAGAUUCUGAUGAUGAUGAUGAUAUUCAUAUUGAUGCCAAUGAUGCAUUUGAAGUAAUUGAUGUUGAUCCAUCAACAGAAAAUGUUGUUGAAAAUCAAUUAGAUGAUCUUGAAUUAACUGAAACUAUGGAAGAAGAUGAUGAUUCAUUAUUAACAAUAUGUCAUCAUAAAUAUGGAAAUUCCAUAUUUACAAUUUCAAUUGAUCCACAAAUACAAAAUCGUGUUUGUACAGGUGGUGAAGAUGAUCGUUGUCUACUUUGGCAUUUAGAAACCGGUGAAUUAAUACAUGAAUAUCCAUCAUUUGAUGAUAGUGUACAUCAAAUUUGUUGGAGUUUUGAUGGAAAAUAUUUAUGUGCAUGUGAUAUGCAUGGACAAAUACGUUGUUGGACAAAUAAUCAAAAUGGUUUACCUAUAAAUGAAGUUUGGACAUUUCAUACAGGAAAUGAUAUUGAAUUAAUGCGUUUUCAUCCAUCAGCACAUGUUCUUUUUGUUGGAACAAAUGAUUCACAAUUAUGGUUAUUUAAAAUUCCAUCAGGAGAAUAUAAAAUUAUGCAUGGAGGAACUGAUGCUGAGAUAAUAACAUUAGAAAUACUUGCAAAUGGUAAGAAAUUUCAAAUGAAAAUAUUUUUAAAUCAAGUUUUUCAUUCUUCUAUUAAUAAUAUUUUGACACAUUCAAUAGUGUCAUAUACAAUAUAG